CGGCUUCACGUGGCUCUGUCGCUCACGUGACCCCGCGGAGGCGGAAGUGGGAGGCGGCGGCGGCCUUGGCUCGGACUCUGACCCUCCUCGUGUUCCCCUGGGCUUCCCGCGAGGAGGCGGCGGCCGUGGAGGCGGAGGAGAGGCCCGAGGUGAGAGUGCCUCUGAGCAUGCACAGAGUGCCGCAGGCAGACUUGCGAGGGCGGGCGGAGGCCAGGACGGGUGUUGCUGUUGCUCAUAUUCCUAAUAAUAAUAAUAAUAAUAUUUAUACCCCGCCCAUCUGGCUGGGAUUCCCCAGCCACUCUGGGCGGCUCCCAACAGAAUAUUUAAAACGCGAUAAAAAGCACACUAAAGCUUAUACCUAAAACUACAGUGGUACCUCAGGUUACAGACUCCGCUAACCCAGAAAUAGUACCUCGGGUUAAGAACUUUGCUUCAGGAUGAGAAGAGAAAUCGUGCUCCGGCGGCACAGCAGCAGCAGGAGGCCCCAUUAGCUGAAGUGGUGCUUCAGGUUAAGAACAGUUUCAGGUUAGGAACGGACCUCCGGAACAAAUUAAGUGCUUAUCCCGAGGUACCACUGUACUCAGUUGGUCUCUAUCAUUUUUAAAUUCUUCUGGAAUGAUUCCUUUAAAGACUUCCUUAGCUCAUAUAACCUUUUUGAAGGCUUGAUUCUUUUAAAGGAGUUUUUAGGCUCUGAAGAAGAGUCUUUUUAAUUAUCUUUUUAAAGAAUUGUUUUAAUUUAUUUUGACUACGGCAGACCAACACGACUAGCUACAUAAACCUAAAAGACUUCCCCAAACAGGGCUGCCUUCAGGUGUCUUCUAAAAGUCAGAUAGUUGUUUAUUUCCUUGACAUCUGAUGGGAGGGUGUUCCACAGGGCGGGCGCCACCACCGAGAAGGCCCUCUGCCUGCUUCCCUGCAACCUCACUUCUUGCAGGGAGGGAACCGCCGUGGGAGGAAGCUCACCAUCUUGUUUGUGUCCCCCCUCUCUGCAGUUCUCCCCCCAGCCAGCCGCUGGGCCUGCGACGAAGCGCCGAGAUGAUGGCCCGCGGCCGGCAGAUCUUCUCCGUCUACUGGAAGCCGCUCUUCCAAGGCCGCCUCCUGCUGGUGACCAACACCGUCAGCUGCGGGGGGCUCCUGGCUGCCGGGGACACGCUCCGCCAGGCCUGGGAGAUGAGGCAGGACCCCAAGCGCAAGCGGGAUCUGGCCCGCACAGGUGAGCCCUGCCUGCCUCUUGCUCAAAACGGCCUUUCCACUGCGCUACCUGGGAUUUCAAUCCCCGGGGGUGCAGAGUGAGGCCAUCAGUUUGUGGGUCGUGGCCAUUAGCCAUGCUCCUCGAGAGGGCAGGAGGGUGGCAAGACGAGAGCAGGGCCUUCUGUAUUACACUGAGAUCUGUCUGUUUUUGCUAUUAAUUUCACGUUUUUGUGGCUCUUUUUUGUUUUGUUUUUGUGACUGUGGAACCCAGUUUAGCUACCGAUUGGCUGAUUGUGUGACUGCAGUACAUUGUUUAUUGCUUUCAUUUUAUGGUCUCGUUAAGAUAGUAAAAUUCAUGCUAAACAGCUGUCUUAGGGGUUGUUUUUAAUGGUCUGGAAUGGAUUAAUCCAUUUUUGCAUUCCUUUCUAUGGGAAAGCGCGCCUUGGUUUGGGAACGCUUUGGUUUUGGAACGGACUUCUGGAAGUCCCCUCCACCUCAGCUUUUCACAAGCGCUCCAUUUAGACUUCCAAGUGAUGGAGCCUCUUUUCUUUGCCUGUGGUAAAGGUAAAGGGACCCCUAACCCUUAGGUCCAGUCGUGGCCGACUCUGGGGUUGCAGCGCUCAUCUCGCUUUACUGGCCGAGGGAGCCGGCGUACAGCUUCCGGGUCAUGUGGCCAGCAGGACUAAGCCGCUUCUGGCGAACCAGAGCAGCGCACGGAAACGCCGUUUACCUUCCCGCCGGAGCGGGUCCUAUUCAUCUACUUGCACUUUGAUGCGCUUUUGAACUGCUAGGUGGGCAGGAGCAGGGACCGAGCAACGGGAGCUCAUCCCGUUGUGGGGAUUCGAACUGCCGACCUUGUGAUCAGCAAGUCCUAGCCUAGGCUCAGUGGUUUAACCCACUACAAAUAUGCCUUCUCCUCCUCCUCCUCAGCCCGCAUGUUUGCCAUCGGCUGCAGCAUGGGCCCCCUAAUGCACUACUGGUACCUGUGGCUCGACCGCACCUUCCCCGCUGCCGGCUUCAGCGGGAUCCGCAGCGUCCUCAAGAAGGUUUUCAUCGACCAGAUCGUGGCCUCCCCGGCGCUGGGCGUUUGGUACUUCUUGGGUGAGUAAGGACAUUGACACCGCUAGGAGAAAAAUCCCGCUUGGGAGGGAUUGUAUGCAUGUGGAGGGGGUCAGCUAGGGCCCAGGACUGGCCUCAUCCUGCACCCCCCUCCCAAGCAUUUCCUUUCGUCUCCCUGCAGGGAUGGGGUCUCUGGAGGGGCAGACGCUGGACCAGAGCUGGCAAGAGUUGGAGGACAAUUUCUGGGAGUUCUAUAAGGUAAGACUCUUCCCUCCCCGUCCCUGACAUCACAUCCUGUCCCGUGGGGCAGCUGACCCCCGUUUCCUUUUCCCGCUCGCAGAUGGACUGGUGCGUGUGGCCCCCGGCGCAGCUGAUCAACUUCCUCUUCCUGCCCGCCGCCUACCGGGUGCUCUACAUGAACGUCAUCACCCUCGGCUGGGACACCUACCUGUCGUACCUGAAGCACCGGGUGGGUAAACUGAGGCAGCGGCACAGGGCGCGAGCUUGGGGUCUCCGGUGGAGAGAGGUUAUCCCAGAACUGCAGCCUCAGAUCCUUUGAAUCAUGAGCUCAGGGACCAUGUUCUCUUGUAGGGCAGAGGUGGGCAGGACAGCAGAAUAAUUUCUUAUUUAUACCCCACCCAUCUGACUGGGUUGCCCCAAUAUUUUAAAGCACAAUAAAAACCUCAAAACUCGGCCCUCCAGAUGUUUUGGGACUACAAUUCCCAUCAUCCCUGUCCAGUGGUCCUGUUAGCUAGGCAUGAUGGGAGUUGUAGUCCCAAACCGCUAGAGGGCUGAGUUUGGGGCUGCCUGCCUUAAGGGAUCAUUUCAGCAGGCUGUGGUCCGUCCAGCUCACGACUGUCCGCCCAGCAGCAGCUCUCCUGGGUUUCUGGGUCAAGAGGAUACUCUCUGCUCUAGCCAGAGAUCCCACCAGCUGCAUAGAUCCCCAACUGAUGAGAUCCCACCCCGCUUUCUCUUUAGCCUAAGCACCCAUCACUCAGCCUGGAGGAAAACGAGGAAGCCGACGCAGUCGAGAUGGAAACGACCGGGUGAACGAGGGCCACUCGCUUCUGCCAAGGUUGGAUCCAGGGCUCCCUGGGUGCCGGAACCGGCUUGGUGCCCACCAGAUUGGUGGCUGGAUCUGGGAAGCAGGCGCUGUCGCCCGGGUGCGCAGCCUUCUCUCCUCCCAGCCGAGGCCUCGACUCCCUCUUCCAGCAGCGCCUCGGAUCCUGAAACGGGCUGGGGGGCAGAUUUGGCACGGGCAUCUCCUGACUGCCAACCCUGGUCCUUCCCAGUUCAUUCAAAAGUGCCAGAUCUUCCCAAUUAAAGAAAAAGCAGGUUGCCUUUUUUUGCACGCCGUUGCCAAGACAGGUGCUUCUUCUCUCUGCUCAAGACGGUUUGUCCUUUUAAUGACUGAUGUUUUAAUGUAUUUUGAAUCUGUUGGAAACCGCCCAGAGUGGCUGGGGAAACUCAGCUGGGGCUAUAAGUAAUAAAUUAUUCUUAUUCUUCUUAUUAAAUUAUAUUUUGAGUGCGGCGGAGCUGCCAGGCUCCUGACUGCAGUCAAACGGCAACGGCUGGCCACACGCCAAGGUUGCAGGUUUGAUCCCCGUAUGGGACAGCUGCGUAUUCCUGCCUUGCGGCGGGUUGGAAGAGAUGAUCCUCUGGGUCCCUUCUGACUCUAGAAUCCCAUUCUUUCCUCGUUUCUAAAAACUUACUCAGCCUCCCAGCCUCACCACAGCCAAAGCCCCCUAUCAAAAUGCAAGAGCAACAGCGGGGUGCUCCCUGCUUGUGGUUCCCAGCAGCCGGCACUCCAAGGUAGACUGCUUGUGUUGCUGGAGGUGCAGCCACACCACUAAGUCCCAGCCCACUCCCCAAACUGGGAGAAACCCCCUUUUAAAAGCACCCAGCCCCCCUUGCCACAUCAGACCCCCUUCAAGCGCUCGGCCUCCCCCCUUCCUUCACAGGGACUAGCAGCAUGGAAUGCUUCUCGUGAUCAGAAUUUUAUUUCUUCACAACUCUCCUUGGUACCACGAUAUUGGGAUUUCCUUUCCACCCCAUAGCUUUUAAUUGUUUUUGUUUUUUUUAAGAAACUGAACUCAUUUUGACACUUCUGACAGGUUUUUUUUUAAAUACAGUACAGCAUAUAUAUAUUUUUAUAUUUAUAUAUAUAUAUAUAAUUUUCCCCAUAGAAGUAAACUUCACAAAGAGAGAAAGAAUGUUUUGUGUCUAAAUAUCCGCCAAAACGAGAAAAAAAACCCAAAACCGUACGUAGCGUUUCCAUGAAAAAAGAAAAGGGGGGUCGUGGGAUGGAGGGGUGAGGAAUGAGAGGAAAAGGGAAUGUUUUAAACAGUGAGAGUUUGGUCGUUUGAGAAGAUUGAAAGCCAGGAGUUCUCCAGGUGAAGCGGGGAAAGAUCACUUGCGGGUCCGAGGGGGCGGGAGCAGCAAGUGGGGGCAAGGCAACCUUUUACCUCUCCUACAGCACAACAGCCUCUUCCCCAACCUGGUGCCCUGCAGAUGCCACCAGCCUUGGGCCAAAGCGGUUCGGGUUCAUAGGAACCGCAGUCCAAGAAAAAACCUGGAAUGGGGGGUGCAGGGAAUGUAGAAGCUGGACAGGGCAAACCAGCCUUCCAGAUGUUGACUAGGCUCCCAACAGCUGGCUGCUGAUGGGAUCUGGAGCCCCAGCAGCACCCAAGGGGGCAACAAGUUCCCCCUCCCCGUGUUGGAAGGGAAGGCAAGAGGCAAAGCCCAACAGAGUCCUGCUCCAGAGUAGGCCCAUUGAAACAGGCCGCCCUACGCCAGUUUAUUUCGGGUUACAGAGGCUGCAUCUGAACUCUACACGGAGAGGAUCCUGCAGUCACGGCUCCCCCUUCCACCCCAAAAAGCUGGGAGCUGUAGUUUUCAGGGUGCCGAGAGCUCUUAAGAGACACCCCGCCUCCCUCAAUUCCCCUUAGGAUUUCCAGGCGGGUUUUAUCGCCUGCAUUAUGAUCUCUCUUUUAGCGCUUGGGAAUUCUUCUCUUGCAACCUUUUACCCCGUCAGCAUUUCCCAAAACUUGGGCCCUGUGUGUGUUUUCCAGGACUACAACUCCCAUCCUCCCUGGCUAGCAGGACCAGUGGGUCGGGGAGCGUUGAAAGUAUGCUGAGAGUUGGUAGGGGACCCUGAUUCCCUUCGCAGAGCCUACCGUUCCCCCCGUUUUCUGGGAAGAGGGGCUGGCUCUGGAAUUGGCUCUGUGGUGGAAAUCUGUGCCUCCUAUUUCCAGCUCUCAGCGUCCUUGACAAACAACGCUUCCCAUAAUCCUUUAGGGGAACCUAUGGCUGCUUAAAGUGCAAUGGUGCUGCCAUGACUAUUCAGUGCAGACGGGGCCGGAAUCUGACUUCCUGCCCUGCAAAGUACAGAAAGCCAAAGCUAACAAAUUCCCAAUUGCAAAUCAGUUGCGUCGACACAACUGGGUCUGGAAGAUCAACAGGACUGGAUCAGACUGGGGGACUUGACUGGGGAAGGUGGUUCCACAAAAGUGGACCUGUGUAAUUUGAAAACGUCCAGAGACCCAAGUUUGGGGAACGCAGCCCUAAGUGGUCUGCGCCAUCAAGGACCCAAACAUGCUCCCAGAGGGUAUAUGUCAGGGCAAAGAGGAAGCUGCGUUAUACAGAAUCCCAUGUCGCUCAGGACUGUCAACACUGACUGGCAGCAGCGGUCCAGGGUUUCCAGCUCUGUGCAGAUCACAGAAACUGAACCCGGGACCUUUCACUGGAAGAAACUAAGAUACUGGCCCUCAUUGGCCAAAUGGAAAGGAUGGAGUUGCCUGUGAUGGUGACCCCACUCUGGGAAUUGUAGCUCCGUGAGGGGAUGGGGGUCUCCCGUUCCCAGGGAUCUUUGGGGAGGGGUUUUGUAGUGCUUUAAAUGCUGCCCUACAGUUCCCUGGAAAGAAGAGUUGAUUGUUAAACCGAUUUGGGAACUGUAGCUCUGCAAAGGGAAGAAACUACUAUUCCCAUGUUUCUUUGGGGGGAGUGCGGGCAGCUGUCACUCUUUAAAGUGGUUGCUUCUGUUGCCAACCACCCUUCCUCGGCCCGCCUUAUUCUCGUUCAUCUUAUUAAAUACGGUGUUGUUGUUUUUAAAAAAGAGAAUAACCUACAAGCAACUGAAAAACCGUGUAUGUUAACAUUUUCUUUAAAUAAAUAAAAAAAACCCCAAACGCACGCUCACACGCACAUGAAACAUAAAUAAAACCACCAGCAGCACAAAGCACGGCACGGCAAGAGGACCUCCAAACACACACACACACACGUCAGAGUCUACUUCUAUUUACAGGGAACGGGCCUUGGGGAUUGCAUUUCCUUUUUCCUGUACACCAAGGAAGACGGGAGGAGGACCGGAAAGGGGUUUUUGCAGGGGAAAAGAAGGGAGAGAGAAAGAAAGAGAGAGAGACACAAGCCAUCCUCUGCAGGGCAGCGGUGGGAAUCAAGGAAAGCUCUCCUGGCGGCAUUUUGGCGACGCCGGACUGGCAAGGAGGGUCUUUGCCCUCCCUGGCUAGCCAGCCAGCGAGGCCAAAGAGAGUCUGGAAAGCUGGGAGAUUGUGUCUGGACAAAUCGUAGGCCAGGAGAGCCCCGCAACUGCAAAUUGAGCCGUUUCCUAGAUCUGAAAGCAUACUGAGCCAGGCAUCAUUUUCUAUGCUGCCAAACGAGGCUUCAAAGGGGAGAUCUGCAGCCCUCCAUAUUUGCUGGGGUUCCCAACUCCCUCGCUGACCGCCGGCCACACUGGCUAGCAGGUCAGGAGCUGGAGGGCCGCAGAUGUCCUGCCCUGAAGACGCCACAACAGCCACACACCGCCACUCCGGGAGGAAGAGAGACGGAGAGGAGGGGCAGGCACAGAAGCAGGUGUGGGCCUCCCCGCUAGCGACAUUGCGGGACCAAUCCUGCUUUGGAGAGGGGGCCAAACAGGGAGGGCGGCAGCUGCAGAAUUCAAACACAGGAACCAAAGCAAUUCGGCUUCACAAGAGUCAGACCGUUGGGUCUGUCUCGCUCGGUAUAUUGUCUACACUGACCGGCAGUGGCCCUCUAGGCGGGGGGGGUGUGUGUGUUUCCAGCUCCACCUAGAGAUACCACUGGGGACUGAGGACCAGAGGGCAGGCGCUCUACUGCUGAGCAACGGCCCAAUUGCUAAAAAACAAAAUUAAGACACCCGUCUUUGCGGUUGAUUUCAACGAAUAUGCCUUGUGAGGAAUGAGGUUGCUGGUCCAUUUAGCUCAGCGCUGCGCCCACUGGCUGGCAGCAGCUCUCUGAGGUUUCUUUCCCCCAG
This is a messenger RNA of Podarcis lilfordi (Lilford's wall lizard), 7540 nucleotides long. NCBI's taxonomy places the organism in Eukaryota, Metazoa, Chordata, Lepidosauria, Squamata, Lacertidae. The record is from the annotation of a GenBank genome assembly.